Messenger RNA from Nomascus leucogenys (northern white-cheeked gibbon), 2166 nucleotides. It is a transcript of the gene ZNF829, whose product is annotated as zinc finger protein 829. The record is from RefSeq and is a predicted model, not a curated record. Gene Ontology annotation, biological process: regulation of DNA-templated transcription. Lineage: Eukaryota; Metazoa; Chordata; Mammalia; Primates; Hylobatidae.
CUGCUUUCCUGUGUGAGGGUGAGGCUUGGGCCAGGUUCCCCAGGAGGCUCAUCUCUAUUGCGCAGCGCUACGGCGACCCACAACUCCGAGGCUCGGCUGGAUGUUGAGAGUUGAGGGAGCAGCCGUUUCGGGUGGGCCCAGGGGAGGAGCUGACAGGAAUCGGCGUGGGUCCCGCCCUGAACUACAUUUCCCAGAGGGCCUGGUGGCCUGCCACUUUUCUCGCAGGAAUUCGAACGUUUCGUCACUCCUGGCGGGACCCUUAGAUCUGGGAGGUGAGAUAUUUUGGUCCCCAGGAGAACUGGCUCAGGUUGCAAGUUCCCAUCCGGGAUGACUCGAAGGGGCUUAGGAAACCUCUCUGAGGUCUGGUCAGAUUCCAACCCUGGACAGCAGUGAACACAACCUUUCCUCUGAGCCACUGGAAUUGGACAGGAUGCCCCAUUCUCCUCUGAUCUCCAUUCCUCGUGUGUGGUGUCACCCAGAAGAGGAGGAAAGAAUGCAUGAUGAACUCCUGCAAGCAGUAUCCAAGGGGCCUGUGAUGUUCAGGGAUGUUUCCAUAGACUUCUCUCAAGAAGAAUGGGAAUGCCUGGACGCUGGUCAGAUGAAUUUAUACAAAGAAGUGAUGUUGGAGAAUUUCAGCAACCUGGUUUCAGUGGGACUUUCCAAUUCUAAGCCAGCUGUGAUCUCCUUAUUGGAACAAGGAAAAGAGCCCUGGAUGGUUGACAGAGAGCUGACUAGAGGCCUGUGUUCAGAUCUGGAAUCAAUGUGUGAGACCAAAAUAUUAUCUCUAAAGAAGAGACAUUUCAGUCAAGUAAUACUUAACCAUGAAAACAUGUCUACUUUUAUUCAGCCCACAUUUCUUAUUCCACCUCAAAAAACUAUGAGUGAAAAGAAACCAUGGGAAUGUAAGAUAUGUGGAAAGACCUUUAGUCAGAACUCACAAUUUAUUCAACAUCAGAGAAUUCAUUUUGGUGAAAAACCCUAUGAAUCUAAGGAGUAUGGGAAGUCCUUUAGUCGUGGCUCACUCGUUACUCGACAUCAGAGGAUUCACACUGGUAAAAAACCCUAUGAAUGUAAGGAAUGUGGCAAGGCUUUUAGUUGUAGUUCCUAUUUUUCUCAACAUCAGAGGAUUCACACUGGUGAGAAACCCUAUGAAUGUAAGGAAUGUGGAAAAGCCUUUAAGUAUUGCUCAAACCUUAAUGAUCAUCAGAGAAUUCACACUGGUGAGAAACCCUAUGAAUGUAAAGUAUGUGGAAAAGCCUUUACUAAAAGUUCACAACUUUUUCUACAUCUGAGAAUUCAUACCGGUGAGAAACCUUAUGAAUGUAAAGAAUGUGGGAAAGCCUUUACUCAACACUCAAGGCUUAUUCAGCAUCAGAGAAUGCAUACUGGUGAGAAACCUUAUGAAUGUAAGCAGUGUGGGAAGGCCUUUAAUAGUGCCUCAACACUUACUAACCAUCGCAGAAUUCAUGCUGGUGAGAAGCUCUAUGAAUGUGAAGAAUGUAGAAAGGCCUUUAUUCAGAGCUCAGAACUUAUUCAACAUCAGAGAAUCCAUACAGAUGAAAAACCAUAUGAAUGUAAUGAAUGUGGGAAGGCCUUUAAUAAAGGUUCAAACCUUACUCGACAUCAGAGAAUUCACACUGGUGAGAAACCCUAUGACUGUAAGGAAUGUGGAAAGGCUUUUGGUAGUCGCUCUGACCUCAUUCGCCACGAGGGAAUUCAUACUGGUUGAAUGACAAUAAAGUAAGACCAUUUUGUUAACCUUCAUAAUAAAUUUUUUUAAAACAGGUAAUGAGAACAAAUUAGGAUACACAUUAUCAAAGGUUCUCCUAUGUAUUAGUUUUUAAACAAUACGAUAACAAAGUACCAAGUACAAAAACCUUGGUGGCUUAAAACAAGAGAAAUUUAUUCUCUUACAGUUUAGAGCCUGGAAAUCUAAACUCAAGGGUGCUGACAGUUUUGGUUCCUUCUGAGGACUCUGAGGAUCUGUUCUAUGCCUUUUUCCUAACCUCUGUUAACAGCUGGCAGUCCUUGGCAUUCCAUAGCUUUUACAUACACCAUUCCAAUCUCUGCCUCCAUCUUCACAUUGCAUUCUGCCUGUGUAUCUCUGUGUAUGUCUUUUAUUUGGACACCAGUCAGGUUAGAUUGGGGUUACCUGGUGACCUCAUC